AUAUGAUAAACCGUUCACCCCUAUGGGAAUUUCUCCUCCCAGCUUGCUAGCGUCAGCUACAUCUGUGUCUGUCAGCCUGAGUGGUUCCAGCAGCGGCAGCAGCAUAGUGGCAGCAGCCGUGGCUUGGCUCAGACAUCAGGCUGCCUCCCUGAGCUAUUCUGCUUCAACUUGCCUGAGAGAGAGAGAGAGAGAGAGCACAGCGCAUCUUGCUCUUUAAGAAAAAAAAAGUUCUGUUUUGCAAGUUCUUUGGCUUCAAAGCAGAUUUGUCUGACAUUCAUGAACGAGAAAGGAAUGCGGCUUUGCUAUUAGAGGAGACUUUUUGGAGCUGAUUGGAGAGUGCUCUUCUUACGCAGGGAUGCCCAAAGCUUUUCGGUGUCCACCCUACCCUUCAGACUGUUCCUUCUCUCCCUCUCUAUUCAGACUUUCCCCCCCGGAUCCCUUUGGCAUGCAUGGAUCAAGUCAGCAGGAUUUCGUUUCCACCAGAGUUCCCUUCAGCUGUGUUAUGAUCCUCUUCCUCUGUGCCACAAUUGACCCAACGACUUCCCAGGCAAAACAAAGGGAUUAACUAUGAACUUUGCUCCCUUGGACAGACAGCACACAGCUAAACAGUAGACUGGGAGAUCCGAUCAAAGUCAAUUCUGUUCCUUAUCUUCAUUUUGGCCCCACGCUCAACAUACAAAACAUGACAGACGCCCUACCUGAAAAUGGCAGAUCCAAACACGGCCAUGAUGGAUGGACGCCUGUAACACCCAGAAGACCAUGGAAGGAGACAAUCUAGUUAACUCCACCAGGAAUAACUCUGAGACGGACCUCCACCUGGUCACUCACAGUCUUUGGGAGGUGAUCACUAUUGCUACUGUGUCUGCCAUUGUUAGCCUCAUCACCAUUGUGGGCAAUGUUCUUGUAAUGGUCUCCUUUAAAGUCAACAGUCAACUAAAGACGGUGAACAAUUACUACCUGUUGAGUCUGGCAGCUGCGGACCUCAUCAUAGGGGUCUUUUCCAUGAAUUUGUACACCUCUUACAUUCUGAUGGGCUACUGGGCUUUAGGCAACCUGGCCUGUGAUCUGUGGUUGGCGGUGGACUAUGUUGCCAGUAAUGCCUCGGUCAUGAACUUGCUUGUGAUCAGUUUUGACAGAUACUUCUCCAUCACUCGGCCUCUGACUUACAGGGCCAAACGGACUCCCAGACGCGCUGGAAUGAUGAUAGGUUUAGCUUGGCUGGUGUCUCUGAUCCUGUGGGCGCCACCUAUUCUCUGUUGGCAAUAUUUUGUGGGGAAAAGAACUGUUCCUGAAAGGCAAUGCCAGAUUCAGUUUUUCUCUGAGCCUGUUAUAACAUUCGGGACAGCAAUCGCUGCCUUUUACAUUCCCGUGUCAAUCAUGACAAUCCUCUACUGUCGGAUUUAUAAGGAGACAGAGAAGAGGACAAAAGAUCUAGCAGAGCUGCAAGGGGUUAACUACCAAAUGGACUCUGGGAAGGUACAGCCUCAGAAGAUCAUCAUAAGAUCAUGCUUUAGUUGUAAAUUGAGAUCAACUUCACAUGAUCAGAACCAAGCCUCCUGGUCAUCUUCCAGCAGGAGCCAUGCCAAAUCCACCGGAUCGACCAGCGAUGAGUGGUCCAAAGCCGGCCAGCUGACUACCUUCAACAGCUACGCCUCCUCUGAGGAUGAGGACAGGCCGGCGUCUCCGGUGGGGUCCAGGCCCUCCCUCAGGAACCAGGCUUGCGAAACAAGCAGAGGCGCUGUGAGCAGCGAGAGCGAGCAGCUCGGCAGCUAUGUGGACGACAACUACUUCCAGACACACCCCAAAAGCAACUCUCAGAAGAGCGGCAAAUGUGUGUCGUACAAAUUCAAACCUGUGCCCAAAGAUGCUCACGUGGAGCCCCAGAGCAAAAACGGAAACACCAAGUUGGUGUCUUCGGCAUUCUCCUCGGCUGAGUCCAUGAGCGUUCCCUCCACCUCCUCGGUGUCCAAGCCGACAGACACAUCUCUGAAGAGCCAGAUCACCAAGAGGAAAAGGAUGGUGUUGAUCAAGGAGAGGAAGGCAGCUCAGACUCUCAGUGCUAUCUUACUGGCUUUCAUCCUGACAUGGACUCCUUACAACAUUAUGGUGCUGAUUUCCACUUUCUGCUCACACUGUAUCCCACUCUCCCUCUGGCACCUGGGGUACUGGCUGUGCUACGUCAACAGCACAGUCAACCCGAUGUGCUACGCCCUGUGCAACAAGAACUUUCAAAAGACCUUCCGCAUGCUGCUGCUCUGCCAGUGGAAAAAGAAAAGGAUUGAGGAGAAACUGUAUUGGUGUGGACAGAACCCUGUAGUUAGCUCUAAGCUGACAUGAAUUCCUUUUUUUUGUUGUUGUUGUUUCUAGGUUUGUAUCAACAUCAGAAAUUUGGAAACUACAUGUUAGGUGAAGUGCAUUUCAAAGCGUCGAUCAGUCCAUUUGGUGUAGUGAAGAAUAAUUGCUGCUAAAAUCCUUCAAAAGGAUGAACAUAUUUAAUGUUUUACAAACCCAGAACUUCUUCACAUUUUGCCACACAACUGCAAACAUCAAUGAAUUCUACUGGAUCUCUUUUGUAGUAUAAAACAAACACAGUGUAAGGGAUAACGGUGAAGUGGAAAACAUAUUAUUUUACAAAGAACAAGAAUAUUUGAAUAUUCUGGCAUGCAUUUAUGUUCCACCAUUCACUGCAAUUGUCGCUGCAAGUCCUCUGAAAUAUGUUUUAACCAGUUAUCCGAAUCUA
Molecule: messenger RNA, 2740 nt
Organism: Fundulus heteroclitus (mummichog)
Lineage: Eukaryota; Metazoa; Chordata; Actinopteri; Cyprinodontiformes; Fundulidae
Gene: chrm5a
Product: cholinergic receptor, muscarinic 5a
Exons: 3
Coding region: 733-2337 (534 amino acids)
Biological process (GO): chemical synaptic transmission; G protein-coupled receptor signaling pathway, coupled to cyclic nucleotide second messenger; adenylate cyclase-inhibiting G protein-coupled acetylcholine receptor signaling pathway
Cellular component (GO): plasma membrane; dendrite; synapse
Molecular function (GO): G protein-coupled serotonin receptor activity; G protein-coupled acetylcholine receptor activity
Source: RefSeq, a predicted model, not a curated record